CAACACCCAGCGCCGCCGACUCUCGUCUCGUCAACAACCCCGUCAACUCCCAGGUCCCGCCUUCAAAACCUCAAGAUGACUCACGACAGCGUUUGGUACAGCCGCCCCCGCAAGUACGGCAAGGGCUCCCGCGAGUGCCGUGUCUGCACCCACCGCGCCGGUCUCAUCCGCAAGUACGGUAUGAACAUCUGCCGUCAGUGCUUCCGUGAGAAGUCCACAGACAUCGGUUUCACCAAGGUUCGUUUACCCUCCAUUCGACAAUUCCAAUUACAAUCCCAAUCCCUUUUCGAAUACACAUUACACAAGUCCCCGACCCGAGACUUCGACCGUGGAAUCCAACCAUAUCGCCCUCCACUACACACAAAUCCAUGUCCACACAUGUUCACAAAGGACCAAAACUAA
Molecule: messenger RNA, 402 nt
Organism: Penicillium nucicola
Lineage: Eukaryota; Fungi; Ascomycota; Eurotiomycetes; Eurotiales; Aspergillaceae
Product: 40S ribosomal protein uS14
Exons: 4
Coding region: 76-402 (108 amino acids)
Biological process (GO): translation
Cellular component (GO): ribosome; cytosolic small ribosomal subunit
Molecular function (GO): RNA binding; zinc ion binding; structural constituent of ribosome
Source: RefSeq, a predicted model, not a curated record